Fundulus heteroclitus (mummichog) is the source of this 3040-nucleotide messenger RNA. Its product is annotated as cyclin-dependent kinase 17. Gene Ontology annotation, molecular function: ATP binding; protein kinase activity. The coding region runs from base 396 to 1970 and encodes 524 amino acids. The record is from RefSeq and is a predicted model, not a curated record. Gene Ontology annotation, biological process: protein phosphorylation. Lineage: Eukaryota; Metazoa; Chordata; Actinopteri; Cyprinodontiformes; Fundulidae. Gene Ontology annotation, cellular component: cytoplasm; nucleus. The transcript has 17 exons.
CGACCGACCGUCUGGUGGCAGAAGGCAGCGUCAGCUGGCGUGGAGAGAGGGACCGACGCGGUAAUCGCUCGCUGCCAUGGUCAGCUCGACGGUAAACCUCUCGACGGAGCUCGCUUAUUACCCGCUACGGGAAGAGAAACUUUGAGGUGUAAAGCCACAAAUCAUGGCGCUGGACGCUUGGAGCCCGCUGGUUUAAAGCGACACCGCGGAGGAGAAAGUAUCGACCUCACAGAGAAGCCACAGAGCAGAAGCGAUCUCUUUUUUUUUUCCCUCCUCCUUUUUCUUCUUCUUCGGGGGGAACGACGGCAUCCGGCCUGAGAAGAAGCAGCUCCGAGGUCGGGGACUCCGGUCGGAGACGCCUCCAUCGCUUCUGGCCGCCCCUUCCCGAGAGCUCCAUGGAGAAGAUGAAGCGCUUCAAGCGACGUCUGACGCAGACGCUGCGAGGCAGCCACACCAUCGACGAGUCUCUGUCCGAGCUGGCCGAGCAGAUCACCAUAGAGGAGAACGGACUGAAGGACAGCGAGCCCAUAGUGAGGAACGGCCGUCCUCCUUCGGCCCACAGCGUCCACUCCUUCCUCAACCAGUACACGGGCUCCUUUAAGAAGGCGCCCAUACGGAGGCCGCAGAGCGUCAUCGGAGGAGGCCUGGGUCUGGUCAUGCCUCGCAACGGCAGCCGUCUCGACAUCGUCCACGAGAACAUAAACAUGGGGUCCGACGGGGAGAGCGACCAGGCAUCGGGGACGUCCUCCGACGAGGUGCAGUCUCCCACGGGUGUCUGCCUGAGGAACAAAGGCAACAGACGCAUCUCUGCUCAGGACCUGAACAAACGUCUGUCUCUACCAGCCGAUAUCCGGAUACCCGACGGCUACCUGCAGAAGCUGCAGCUGAGCAGCCCGCCCUUCGAUCAGCCGCUGAGCCGACGUUCCCGCCGAGCAUCACUGUCAGAGAUCGGCUUCGGGAAGCUGGAGACGUACGUCAAGCUGGACAAACUGGGGGAGGGCACUUACGCAACCGUUUUCAAGGGGAGGAGUAAGCUGACGGACAACCUGGUGGCUCUGAAGGAGAUCCGCCUGGAGCACGAGGAGGGGGCGCCGUGCACGGCCAUCAGAGAAGUGUCUCUACUGAAGGACCUGAAACACGCCAACAUCGUCACGCUGCACGACAUCGUCCACACAGACAAGUCGCUCACGCUGGUGUUCGAGUACCUGGACAAAGACCUUAAGCAGUACAUGGACGACUGCGGCAGCAUCCUGAGCAUGCAGAAUGUUAAGAUCUUUCUGUUCCAGAUCCUGCGAGGCUUGGCCUACUGUCACAGACGGAAAGUUCUCCACAGAGACCUGAAGCCCCAGAAUCUGCUCAUCAAUGACCGGGGGGAACUCAAGCUGGCCGACUUUGGCCUGGCGAGGGCCAAGUCGGUGCCCACUAAGACGUACUCCAACGAGGUGGUAACGCUGUGGUAUCGGCCUCCGGACGUGCUGCUGGGCUCCUCCGAGUACUCCACGCAGAUAGACAUGUGGGGAGUGGGCUGCAUUUUCUACGAGAUGGCUGCCGGCAGGCCCCUGUUCCCCGGCUCCACAGUGGAGGAUGAGCUGCACCUCAUCUUCAGACUGUUAGGCACUCCUACCGAAGACAGCUGGCCUGGAAUAUCCUCCAUCGAUGAGUUCAGGUCCUACAAGUUCCCAAAGUACAAGCCCCAGCCUCUCAUCAACCACGCGCCCAGGCUGGAUAACGAUGGAAUCGAACUACUGACUUCAUUCCUAAAAUACGAAUCCAAAAAGAGGAUCUCCGCCGAUGAAGCAAUGAGGCAGCCGUACUUCAGGACCCUGGGGCCGCGCGUGCACACGCUGCCAGAGAACAUGUCCAUCUUUACACUGAAGGAGGUGCAGCUGCAGCGAGAUCCCGGCUACCGGAGCUCCUCGCACGUGGAGUCAGGCAACGGAAAGAACAGAAGACAAAGCAUGCUGUUUUAGAAAGCUCUGGACUGGACUGUUGUUUUAUCUUUGGACGAGAAGGAGCUCCAUGCAGACGGAUCGGUUCCCAGAGACGGACGGACGGACGGACGUGUUGAAACGAUCGUCAUCACCCCGCCGCGCCUCCAAAAUAGCGGGGAGACGUACCUGUCCACAGUACAGCCCCCCCACUCCUCCUCCUCCUCCUCCUCACUGCUCCAUGCUUCUCCUCCAGGUUUAGUCUGAGCCUGGCUCCAAUAAGAGACGUUUAUUUACUGUACAUUUAUAUUUAUUGAGAGACGAACUUGCUGCUAAAUCCAACUACUGUUUUGAAUCCUAACUGGCUCAGUCACUUUAAUGAAUACAUGCCAUGUGUAUAGAUUUUUAACUUUUUUGUCUCAUUUUUGAGUUUUGAAGUGGUGUAUAUAUUUUUUGUCUUUUAUUAGUUUCUUUUUUUUUAAUUUUUUUUUGCUCACGUUCGCUCCACCUUCAAAGCUCCUUGUUGUGCGUCUGCGGCUCGCGGACGCAGAGUGAUGUUUCUGUAGCAGCUCAGAGGUCACAUGUUCUGUCAUAAAUGGUGCUGCAUAAAUCAUCUGUGACCGUUUGCUCCCAAGACUUCGUGGGGCCACGUUACAUAAAGCAACCGAUCGCCCUCGACUGGAAGACGAUACGCGGGCAGUGCUGCAAAGCUCCUGGCGCAUCCUAGGAUGCUGGGGGGGGGGUCUCAGUCCUGGCCCAACAAACCAGAGCAGGGAUAAAGGAGUCGGGGAACGUGGGCGUUACUGGAGGGGGAACCUGAGCGGAAACACCUCAAUGUUCUACUUUAUUGUGGGAGUCCUGUGAGUUUCCGUUUGCUGCCUCCAUCUCCGUGCUUCAUGCCUGCUGUCGUUGUGCGACGAGGCACCAGGUCCGCCCCAGUGAGUCCGGUCUCACCUUCAGUCUACCAGUGUUACAUGUUUUCUAGGAUAUUCUUUAACUUUAGUUGUGAAUAACAGUGUGGGAUUUUGUUGCAGAUGUCCCUCCCCAUAUUUGACUCUUUUUUUUUUUUUUUUUUCCAGAGUAAAAGAAAUUAAAUUUAAAGUUUAAACAAA